Cryptomeria japonica (Japanese cedar) is the source of this 4527-nucleotide messenger RNA. Its product is annotated as pre-mRNA-splicing factor ATP-dependent RNA helicase DEAH7. Gene Ontology annotation, molecular function: RNA binding; ATP binding. The record is from RefSeq and is a predicted model, not a curated record. The transcript has 18 exons. Bases 371 to 4378 code for a protein of 1335 amino acids. Gene Ontology annotation, cellular component: spliceosomal complex; intracellular anatomical structure. Lineage: Eukaryota; Viridiplantae; Streptophyta; Pinopsida; Cupressales; Cupressaceae. Gene Ontology annotation, biological process: mRNA splicing, via spliceosome.
ACUUACUUUCGAAUUCCUUACACCUUCAGCAGCAAGCGUACUCCUUUCUAAAACGACGGCUUAAAUUUGUCGUCGAACAAUUCCAAAUUCUAGAUUUGAGUCUGGAAUCCUAAAAUUUUCGAACGUGAAUUUACAGUGUAGGGGAGUGGUCGUCGCCAACGUCAAUAUCAUCACAUACAAACAUUCUCAGGAUUGGGAUCUAUUUUAUUGAUUUGGCAUUGUUUUUGAGGCUGAUCUGGUUUAAGAGGUGGUGAUUAUGUACAAGGAAAUAUAAGCUCGCUGCAGCCCUCGUUCAACUUUCAAGGAAGAUUUUAACAGGUCUCUUAAGUCCAUUUAAGGUAAAAACUAAAAAGUGAUUUGCUGCGCAAUCAUGUUAGCUUCAAAUAUGUUGGAAGCUGAGGAAGAAAGUAAAGGGGGUCUUCAAAUCCCUGGGAAAGAUAGAGUUAUAUUUAGAGCACCUUCCACCGGAAAAUCUAUUUUGGGUUUGGAUACUCUGGCCCGGGCAAAGAGGGCAGCAGUCGAGAAUGGGUCAAGCUUGCAUAAAACAACUACUCUUUCAACUAUGGAAGAGGGUGAAAGAGAGGAAAACCUGGUCAUUGAUGGCAAUGAAGAAUCUUCUGAAGCUCUUGAUCAUAGAAAAGAUAGCAAGGUGAUGCGUAGAUAUCGAGAGCCUCGUCUAGAAGAUACCCCAUAUGUUGGUGGAAUAAAUGCUGCUGACUCAGAACGAUUGUAUGAUAAAGGAUCAGCUGAAGAUUCAAGCCUAUCUAGUAGAAGUCCUUACAGAGGAGGAGAUCAAAGUAGAGCAUUUAGUAGAGACAGAAAUAAUGAUCGGGAUGGUGGUCAAGACAGAUACAACACUGAAAGAAGGAGAUCUUAUAGCGAUGUGAAGAAUGAUAGAAUUAGUGAGAGUGAUAGACAUAGAGGAGAAAGGAGGGAAUCUAGCAGACAUUUAAGAGAUAGAAGGGACAGUAGCAGAGAUAGGCAAAGCAGUGAAAGUAGUAGAGAAUCUAGCAGAAGUACAGGGGAUGAGUGGGACAAGAGACGAGAGAAAUGGGGUCAUGAUUCUAGGGAACCUUUGAGAGAUGCUAGAGAAGGGUGGUCAAGUGAUAGAGAUAGACACCGCCGGAAUGAAUAUGAAAGGCAUGGUGCAAAACGACAUAGAAAUGAUUACUCUCCAAGGAGAUCAGGUAGGUCCGACUGGGAUGAUGGCAGAUGGGAAUGGGAUGAUACACCACGUCGAGAUAAAACACCUGUUCAUGAGCCUCAUCUUCCAAUGCCUUCUCCAAUGCUGGUUGGUGCAUCACCUGAUUUACGCUUAGUGUCACCAUGGCUAGGAGGAGAUACGCCCUGUGCUCCAGGGUCUGCAGAGUCUCCUUGGGACUAUAUCUCACCAUCUCCUGUACCAAUACGUGCUGGCGGAUCUUCAAUGAAAAUAACCAACUCUCGUUCAGGGGUCAGGUCUCAUCAGUUGAGUUUUAAUUCUAGAAGCACAGAAUCUCAGAAUGAGGAGGAUGCAAUUGAAGAUAAAGCAUCUUUUGGCAAAGAAGAUACAAAUGCUGUUAGUAAACAGAUGGUGGAAGAAAUGGAGGAAGCAGAACGUGAUGCUGACCGAGCAUGGUAUGACAGGGAAGAAGGGGGAACAAUGCUAGAAGGUGACAGUUCAUCAUUGUUUUUCGGAGAUGAUGCAGCAUUUGAGAAACGGAAGAAUGAAAUGGCAAAGCGAUUGACUAGGAAAGAUGGAACAAAGAUGAGCCUUGCACAAAGCAAAAAGAUGUCACAGCUUACUGCAGACAAUGCACAGUGGGAAGAUCGGCAACUGAUGAGAUCUGGAGCUGUUCGAGGAACAGAAGUGCAAACAGAAUUUGAAGAUGAAGAGGAUAGCAGGGUUAUUCUUCUUGUACAUGAUACAAAGCCUCCAUUUCUGGAUGGUCGUGUUGUCUUCACAAAACAGGCAGAGCCUAUCAUGCCCAUAAAGGAUCCAACAUCAGAUAUGGCUAUAAUUUCUAGAAAAGGUUCUGCACUAGUGAGAGAAAUUCGUGAAAAACAAAGCAUGAACAAAUCUCGACAACGGUUUUGGGAGCUUGCAGGGUCUAAACUAGGAAAUAUUCUUGGGGUUGAGAAAACAGCUGAACAGGUAGAUGCAGAUCAAGCAACAGUUGGUUCAGAAGGAGAGGUUGAUUUUAAACAGGAUGCAAAAUUUGCAUCACACUUGAAAGAAAAAGGGGAAGCAGUCAGUGAGUUUGCCAAAUCAAAGACAUUAAGUGAACAGCGGCAUUAUCUCCCAAUAUUUUCUGUCCGAGAUGAUGUUUUGCAGGUUAUCCGUGAAAAUCAAGUAAUUGUGGUGGUAGGAGAGACAGGAUCAGGGAAGACCACACAGCUUACACAGUAUUUGCAUGAGGAUGGAUACACAACAUAUGGAAUGAUAGGAUGCACUCAACCAAGGCGUGUUGCAGCUAUGAGUGUUGCAAAGCGUGUUAGUGAAGAGAUGGAAACUGAAUUGGGAGAUAAAGUUGGUUAUGCUAUUCGCUUUGAGGAUGUUACUGGACCAAAUACUUUAAUUAAGUAUAUGACUGAUGGAGUGCUGCUACGGGAAACUCUACGUGAACCUGACCUUGAUCAAUAUAGUAUAAUUGUCAUGGACGAAGCGCAUGAAAGGUCUCUUAAUACAGAUGUGUUAUUUGGCAUAUUGAAACAAGUGGUUGCACGGCGCCGUGAUUUUAAGCUCAUUGUAACAUCAGCAACUCUUAAUGCACAGAAGUUUUCCAAUUUUUUUGGAAGUGUACCUAUUUUCAAUAUACCGGGACGGACAUUUCCUGUGACUGUACUCUACAGCAAAUCACCUUGUGAAGACUAUGUGGAAGGAGCUGUGAAACAAGCAAUGUCCAUUCAUAUUACCUGUCCUCCUGGAGAUAUUCUCAUAUUUAUGACAGGUCAGGAUGAAAUUGAAGCUACUUGUUAUGAAUUGGCAGAACGAAUGGAUCAGUUAGAGUCAACUACAAAAAACAAAAUAACCCCGUUAUCAAUACUUCCAAUUUAUUCUCAACUACCUUCAGAUCUUCAGGCUAAAAUAUUUCAAAAAGCAGAAAAUGGUGCUCGCAAGUGUAUUGUUGCCACAAAUAUUGCUGAGACAUCACUUACUGUUGAUGGCAUCUUGUAUGUCAUUGAUUCUGGGUAUGGCAAGUUGAAAGUCUACAAUCCAAGGAUGGGUAUGGAUGCUCUUCAGGUUUUCCCUGCAAGCAGAGCUGCAGCAGAUCAACGUGCUGGUAGAGCUGGCAGGACAGGUCCUGGGACAUGCUAUCGUUUGUACACUGAGACAGCAUACCAGAAUGAAAUGCUUCCAAAUCCAGUUCCUGAAAUUCAACGGACCAAUCUGGGAAAUGUUGUUUUACUAUUGAAGUCAUUGAACAUUGAGAACCUUUUGGAUUUUGAUUUCAUGGAUCCCCCACCACAGGAUAACAUUCUCAACUCAAUGUAUCAGCUUUGGGUACUCGGUGCUCUUGAUAAUGUGGGCAGAUUGACUGUUCUUGGAAGGAAGAUGGUUGAAUUUCCACUUGACCCUUCUUUAGCAAAAAUGCUAUUAAUGGGAGAUGAACUUGGCUGUGUCAAUGAAGUCCUGACUAUUGUUUCUAUGCUCUCUGUUCCAUCUGUUUUCUUCCGCCCUAAAGAUAGGGCAGAAGAAAGUGAUGCAGCAAGAGAAAAGUUUUUUGUUCCAGAGAGUGAUCACCUGACACUUCUGAAUGUUUAUCAACAAUGGAAAUCUAAUCAGUAUCGGGGUGAUUGGUGCAAUGAUCACUUUUUGCAUGUAAAGGGAUUGCGUAAAGCUCGUGAAGUGCGAUCUCAGCUUUUGGAUAUCCUGAAAAUGCAAAAAAUAGCACUGACAAGUUGUGGACCUGAUUGGGAUGUUAUUCGGAAAGCGAUUUGUUCAGCAUACUUUCAUAAUGCAGCUCGAUUAAAAGGUGUUGGCGAAUAUGUCAACUGCAGGACUGGAAUGCCAUGCCAUUUGCAUCCUAGCAGUGCACUAUAUGGUUUGGGGUACACUCCUGAUUAUACAGUCUAUCAUGAACUUGUUCUCACAACAAAGGAAUACAUGCAGUGUGUAACAGCUGUUGAGCCUCAAUGGCUUGCUGAAUUAGGUCCUAUGUUCUUCUCUGUCAAGGAUUCAGAUACCUCAAUGUUGGAACACCGGAAAAAGCAAAGGGAAGAGAAAACUGCAAUGGAGAAGGAAAUGGAAGAACUGAGGAAAAAGCAGAGUGAGUUAGAGAAUGAAUGGAAAGAGAAGGAGAAAGAAAAACGUGCUAAAGAAAGCCAGCAAAUAGCUAUGCCUGGUUCUCGGCAACGUGGAACUUAUCUGCGUCCACCUAAAAGGUUGGGCCUUUAAUUUUUUGUACCAUGAUGUAUACUAGAUGUUAUUGAGCAAUCUAUCUCUGACCACAUUGGAGGUCUGGGCAUUUUGUUUUCUUGUACUAUGCUGUAAACUAUUUAUUGCACUAAGGAAAUAUAUACGCUCAAUUUUGUUCUAAUUAGAAA